CCAUCUUAAUCCAGUCUCUCUGGUAGCUUUACACAGAUUCUUCAUUUGAGUUUCUGGUUUCUGCCAGUUCUGUUUUAAGUGAUUUUAAUAAAUAGCCACUAUGGCUAACCAGAGAUUUCUGCGCGCUCCUGUCACUUUAAAGGGAGCGCGCUCUCAGCAUUUAAAGCUGUCAGAUCGCUUGCGUCACUACUACACGCUUGUCGCGGGCGUUAGUUGAGUUUACAUUCAGGGCACGGAGUAAAAACGCGCAAUACACACGCCAAACAGCCAAACACACACGCGUUACCGGGGAACAGAAUAAUGGCGUCUGUGAGUGUGGUGGGGCAGCACCCGGUUCCGCACAGGCUGGACUCGGAACCUCUGCUCUUCAAACUACCCGGCAGCAGGAAGAAAAUCACCCUGCCGAGGAAAUCGUCCUGGGAGAAGAUGAUGCUCAGGAGAAGCUCGGGGAGCGGCGGGGAAUGCGGCUCGUUCGUAACUGAAGGGGAACCGAGAACUCACCCCUUGUCUCCGGGAGCAGCGGGUGAAACGGCGGUGAAAGGAGGGUUGGUGUCCGGUGAAGGAUGCAGAGCUCCUGCCGCCCCUGCUGCGCCACGUAGCGCAGACCGGGACAGAGAGGAGGACAGCACGGACUGCGUCAGGCGCACCGCAGCCGGCGGGUCUCAAGAAAGUCCAACCGCGCACAUCAACAGUGACUGCAACAGCAGCACCGAGUGUGACUCAAACCGUAACACGGGUGGUCUGAGGGGGACUUCGCUCAAGAGGUCGGGCACCAAUGUCAUGCCAAGCAAAGCGGUUACGAAUGGACACAAAGGAGCCCACCGGCACCGAGACGCGCCAUACGGGAGACGGGACACCCGGAGCGGAGACAGCGGACAUCAGAGCAUCUCCUCCUCCGUGCCAGCACAAGGAGACAGCGGCAGUCUUCCUCUGGAGCGGCUUACACAGGGCAAGACUGGAGUCGUCAGGCUGGCCCGCACCGAGCCUCAGCGCAGGGAGGCCUGGUCCAUCUUUCCCCGGGGGGUGGACCCUCGGGUGAAGACAGAGAGGGGCGAAGGGCACCGGUUCGAGUCAAAGCCCUGUACGCAGGACUGGUGUGACGCCUGUAGCCGUCAGAUCACUGCACAGGCACUCAAGUGUCAAAGAGUUAGAAGAGAUGAUGCAGGAACGGGAAAGAAUGAUGGGAGUGGGCCGGGAUUUUAGGAGACGGAAAAGAAAAAAACAUGACCAUGGAAAAUCUUUCACUCGGCGGCCUCCACCAGGACUAUCUUAAUGUCUUCUUUUUAGAGCAGAAUUGUCAUUUUACAUGUUGCAAUCGAAGCUCCCACUUUCCCGUCUCCAUUCGCAGUUAUCGACCCAACAAGUUAACACAGCCACCACAUAUAGAUCUUGACGUGCUGUACAUCUAAGCUCCCUCAUCUCUUUCCGCUGCACUGAUGGAGUUUCCUACCGCUCUCUAUUUUUAUUUUUUUUUUUCUCUUCUCCAUCUCCAUCUAUCUGCAUCAUCGCCCAGCUCUGUCUGGAGGCAGUGUCAUUUUAAAAGCAGUCAGACUGGAAUGAUGGCAUGAGAGACAAAGAGGGAGUCUGAACAUGCAUCUCCUGCGGCGGAGGAGGCCAGUCUACCAUGGCGACACAUAGCACCACAGCCCCUUCCUUUUGUUGAGACAACACACACACACACACACACACACACACACACACACACACACAAAUAUAGAAAGUAAAAGGUAGUUUCCAGCCUAAUUUGGAGUGAUAAAGAUGGAAGUAGGAUGUGUCCGUGCAUGUGCAGAAUCCAAUGCCGGGACCUAUUUUCUAACAAAACCUGUUGUGGCAAUCCCGUAAGUGAACUUGAACACAACUUCUACCAAAAUCCCGCAGAGUGGAAUCGUUGUCGCUGUCUUUUAAAUGAAAGCAACUUCCUCAUUUGAUAGUCUGCGUAACCAUGUACUUUCCACAAAAUAGCAAAAAGGGAAACCCCUGCAAGUCCUAACAUGGAGUCCAGCGGGGAGUUUUGCCUCAGGCAUUCAAACGGCUGCCACAUUAAAAAAAAAAAAAAAAAAAAAAAAAAAAAA
This is a messenger RNA of Perca fluviatilis (European perch), 2072 nucleotides long. RefSeq lists its product as uncharacterized. Lineage: Eukaryota; Metazoa; Chordata; Actinopteri; Perciformes; Percidae. The record is from RefSeq and is a predicted model, not a curated record. The coding region runs from base 301 to 1203 and encodes 300 amino acids. The transcript is spliced from 2 exons.